CCAGAGUAAGCGAGGGGUCCGUAUGGUUGCAGGUCUGCGUGAAGUUCACCCUCCACCUACCACCGAGUUUUCACGAGCCCAGUUCCCGUUGAAAUUUCGAGUUCUCGACAGAAAGAUGGAACAAACUUCGGGAAAUAUUCUUUUUGUAGAGUCCUCUAUUGAGGAACAGGUCGAGGAAUUGGCCGUUUACUUGGACAAUAUUGGUGAAAAUGAGCAGAAGGUUCUGUCAACGAAAUGUGCGGAAUUCCUUACCGCCGAAAACGUUCAAAAUGCAAUCAAUUUGCUGUUGGACAACCUCGCUUUGCUCAGCAAGGCUCCUGAGAAGGAGUUCGAACCCGUGUUUAAUGUCAUGUUGAGCUUGUUGAGCGAAUCUACUGAAUACGAAAGCAGUGUUAACAAAAUUUGUGCGAUUGUGAAGGGUUUCUCCGAGGCUAACUCUGUUAAUCCCACCCUGCUUUUGGCCGUUCUUUCUACCCUCUUCAAUUCCAUUCCCAAGCAAUACAUUUCCACUCGCUUGAUCAUUUUGACCACCAUUGUUUCCGUGGCCUCGAAGGCUUCCCUGUACAACUUGCUUACUCCUCACUUGCCCUACCUUUCUUCUUGGCUCCAGGAAGCUGGCGUGUCCAUGGCUGAACAACGCGCUUUUAACGUUCUCGUCUCCAACUCUAUUCGUCCCUUCAGCGAGGAGCAGUCCUUCCAAUUUUUGUUGGAGGCUGUUAAGUUGAGCGAGGAUACUGUUGAUGAGGCUGCCCGCGAUUUGGUCAGCCGUGCCAUCAACUCUCCCAAGAUUCUCUUCUAUGAUGACAUUGUAAGUCUCCCUGCUGUCCAACGUUUGGAUCAAUCCAUCGUUCAGUUGCUCGGUAUUCUUUGCGGCGGUGUCCUGGAAGAUUACCUGUCCUGGAAGGCUCAAAACGCUGGCUGCUUUGAGCAAUACAAGUUGGACGAAGAGGCUCUUCUUCGUAAGAUGAAGCUGCUUACUGCUGCUUCUUUGGCUACCGCAGCCUCCAACAACAAACUUUCCUACGCUGAGAUCGCCAAGGGUCUGCAGAUUGACGAGAGUAGCGUUGAACUGUGGAUCAUUGAUGUGAUCCGUGCUGGCCUCGUUGAGGGACGUAUGUCACAACUCACAAAGUCCUUCCUUGUGCACAGAAGCAGUUACCGUGUUUUCCAAAAGCAAGAGUGGGUAAAGCUUCACGAGAAGCUUGCUGUUUGGAAGUCAAGUCUGCAAGGCAUGUUAAAAAUUAUGGAGCAACCUUUAUCUAGCUUCUCUAUGCCCUCGAGAAAGUCUGGAAAGGACGCUUCUAUUUCUGUUUCUGAUUAGAUAGCCUGAUGGUAGGAACUAAAAUAGGGUUAUGAACUCUUGAAAUUACUGCACCGGUGCUUUAGUAAUUAGCAAUUCUUAGGGACAUCGCAUCAGGGUUGAACUGGCACGGUGAUAUGCGGUGCAGUUCGCUAACCAUCAUUAAAGCUCGCAGUUUUUCUGUCGAGUCCCUUAUAAUAUUAUUUGAUACUGCUCCGUACUACGUUAAAUAGAUAUAAAGAUGGCUUACGAAC
Molecule: messenger RNA, 1554 nt
Organism: Schizosaccharomyces japonicus yFS275
Lineage: Eukaryota; Fungi; Ascomycota; Schizosaccharomycetes; Schizosaccharomycetales; Schizosaccharomycetaceae
Product: translation initiation factor eIF3m
Exons: 3
Coding region: 23-1321 (432 amino acids)
Biological process (GO): cytoplasmic translational initiation; formation of cytoplasmic translation initiation complex
Cellular component (GO): eukaryotic 48S preinitiation complex; eukaryotic 43S preinitiation complex; cytoplasm
Molecular function (GO): translation initiation factor activity
Source: RefSeq, a predicted model, not a curated record